GAACAAGAGCCGAGUAUUGAUGACGACAAGGAGCCAGACUUUGCAGAAGUGCUGACAGAUCUACUUGAAAUGAUGAGGGCGCGUCUUGAUGGUCCUCAGGUAUGCCUCACCGUUGUUCAGGAUCUCUCGUUCUCCGGUUUGACCAAUGACCACUUAUCGAAAUUAAACAUAUCCCCGGCUGGGUCCCUCGAACUGAAGCCAAUGAGCGUGCUCGCGGAACUAGCAAAGAAGACCCAAAUUGUUGGGAAAGAUGACAUCUGGUCUUCGGAAAACUUAUAUCGUCAUCUGCAACGCCUGGAGACGCUCGUCCCCAAGUCGAAUGAAGCAGCUGCUCGCGCUUGGAUAGACGCGUUUUUUUUUCGUGUGUCUGCAAUGGUGCCUCCGGAUGAAAUGAUGGUCCUGAGCGUGGAGCAACAAAUCCCCCCUACAGCGGUCAAACCUUCCAGUUCCACCACACUUCAUGGCCUUAUCGAUUACACCGCUGCAACGGCAGUUAAAUCUGUUGCAGACAAAUUUUUGUCUGACCCAACAAUUGAAAGACUCAAGUCGAUGUCAGGUCUCGUGGUGACUGAAGCUAAAUCUUCGUCUGGGGCUCCGACUCACCUCCGAGACCAUAUACCUCAAGCGAUUGGUGAAAUGUAUGCCUGCGCGAAAGCCCUUGGGAAAUCUGUUGUCCGCGGGGCGCUGACGGUUGGAUACAGGUGGAUUUUUCUCAUCGUUGUCAUGAAUGCCAAUGGUGAUGGAGCCAAGUAUUGGAAAUCUCGUGGCAUCGGCAUCCUUACCACGACGCCUCCCGAGGACACAGCGAUCACAUCCCCAUGGCCCGAUGUCAUUGCCGGUAUUUUGGCACAUUGGAUGAAGCAUAGUUUUGAGGGCAUCAAGGAUGGUGAUGAUUGGUUCGAGGUUGAAUUGUAGUCCUUACAGCGUUAAUCCACUACCCAGUGGAAAAAGCUCCGUACCCAUAAGACGCCCCAGCAAGGCAUCGAAACCCUGGUGGAACGAUGACCUUACUAAGUCAUGAACUAAGACAAACUAGAGAAUCUCUCAAAGCGUGGAUCAAGGACUUCAACCGUCCGUCCAUUUACCUCGCAGAUAAAGCCAAAUCCUUACAUAAGGACAUUCGCUCACAAAUAAGAAAAGCAAAGCAGGAAUACUACCGGGAACUCACAGAGGAAGCCAACCAGGGCAAGAUGUGGGAUUUCCGUAAGUGGUCAAAGUCCAUCUUAGUGCGAUAGGGGCAGUCCCUGUGGGGUGCGUUACUCUGUGCAUGGUGAGGGGAUCGUCUUUCAGCUUCACCCCAGAAUCCUGAACAUUCUCCAUAGACGGGUUUCUGCGUCUGAGGUUGGAGAUUCAGCUAGGUGAUCCCUCUCCUAUUGGAGCAAGAAUUUGUGCUCAUAUAUUACGGGGA
Molecule: messenger RNA, 1408 nt
Organism: Cantharellus anzutake
Lineage: Eukaryota; Fungi; Basidiomycota; Agaricomycetes; Cantharellales; Hydnaceae
Exons: 6
Coding region: 70-915 (281 amino acids)
Source: RefSeq, a predicted model, not a curated record